Molecule: messenger RNA, 9068 nt
Organism: Apis florea (little honeybee)
Lineage: Eukaryota; Metazoa; Arthropoda; Insecta; Hymenoptera; Apidae
Molecular function (GO): calcium ion binding
Source: RefSeq, a predicted model, not a curated record
GUGACGUUUCCUUUUUCGUGGAAUUUUCGCGAAAUAACUCUCGUCUCGUCAGUUUAUGGUGGAUUUCUGGCAGUUAUCAUUUCAUAAUUUCUCUUUCGAGAAGAAAGGAAAGUAUUGCAAGUCUCGAUCGAUAUCAACGGGAUCUUUCGAUCACCUGUCAUCCGGCGAGGAAGAAACGGCUAGAGCCGCAACGACAAGUGGAUUUACCGGAAACGAGUCUUCGACACGGAGGAUGACAGAAAAGUAGAGCGGAGCUGGGAAAAAGAAGGCAAGACUAUGGAUCUUCUUCUCUUGAUCGGAUUGCUUCCCUUGAUAUCAGGAGUUCUCGGGGAUUGUCCCUUGGUGCAAGCGCCACAAUGGGGAAGAGUGAGAGAACGAGUCCUUAAAGAUGGUACUUUACAGACCGUGUACUCGUGUGAACCAGGCCGUAGAUUGAAGGGUCAUAAAAUACUGACUUGCACCGCAGACGGUUGGAAUCAUCCCAUCCCGAAAUGUGUGCCUCACGACAACAGGUUCCGACAUUUUCGCACCGAUCUGUAUCUCGGCGAUGAUCCAAUUUCAACGGUGGCUGCGGGCGAGGAGAGGGCGGCGAGGGAUCGGGUGAGGGCGCGCAAGAGGAUCGGCGAGCUGAAGAAGCGAAGGAAGGCGAAGGAGAGGAGGCAGAGGAUGAGGAACGGGGGCGAGAAGUCGGCGGUCGAGCCGCCUCAGGCUUUGCCACGCGCGGCAUUGAAUGAAACAAUAAUGUCGAGGCUGGAUCUGAGCUGCAUCAUGAAAGCUCGAAGGAAAGGAUUUACCAAAGCUCCCCCCGUCGAGAACGCGUAUCCCGCCAAGUAUGCCAGAAGGAAGAGCGUACUACCGCCGUACAAUCGAUACCUGGUGGCAGUUUACGAGUGCACCGAGGGAUACGUUUUCGAGGACUCGACGACUGAUCGACUUUUCUGCAGCGAUGGCACUUGGUUAGGCGCACUUCCGCGUUGCGUAAAAGUGGAAGAAGCGACACUCAAUAACGUGAAACGUUGCAAUCAGGAUCGAGGCGGGUGCGAGCACGUGUGUGAAGAUACUCAAACAGGCGUGAACUGCUCGUGUUUCGAUGGAUUCCGCGUCAAAGGAUCUUCCUGCAUAGACAUAGACGAAUGUGCCGAAAGUACAGCUGGUUGCGCUCAAAUUUGUCACAACGAUCCUGGCUCCUUCCAUUGCGAAUGUCAUUCUGGUUAUCAAUUGGGGACCGAUAGUAAAUCGUGUCUGGACGUUAACGAGUGCCUGGUGAAUAACGGGCACGGGCCGUGCCAAGGCACUUGCAUCAAUCUCGAAGGGAGCUACGAGUGCAACUGUUCCGAUAUUCCUGGCCACAAAUUGGCCGCGGAUAAUCACACCUGCGAGGAUAUCGACGAGUGCUCGACCAACAACGGGGGAUGUUCCCAUGUUUGUUUGAACACGCCUGGAAGCGCUUUUUGCCUCUGCCCAGACGGCUUUUACCUGACCAACGACUGGAAAACGUGCCAAGAUGUGAACGAAUGCGAGAAUGCAUCCAAGGUUUGCACGAAUAAUACCGAUUGCGAGAACACUGUCGGCUCGUUUAAAUGCGUGAGCAAGCCACAAAAGAUGACCAAAGUUCUCCAGGACGAGGAUUACGACGCGGAGGACGACGAGGACGAGGACGAUUACGACGAGGAAGAGGGUAUCACGGAAAUUCCGGAAUUUGGGAAAUGCGAGGACGGCUUCAGAAAGAACAAAAACGGCGAAUGCAUUGACAUCGACGAAUGCUUGGACGAAGGAGAGUUUCCCGGCUGCCAACACGAGUGCGCGAACGAGCCGGGUGGUUACUACUGCACCUGUCAUUUGGGUUUCAAGCUCCAAGAAGACGGCGUAUCGUGCCGCGAUAUCGACGAGUGCGAGGAGGGGGCGAAUCCGUGCUCCCACGGUUGCAACAACACCGAGGGCUCCUUCGCGUGCACCUGUCCAACGGGAUUCUCUCUAAAGGAGGACAAUCUCACGUGCGCGAGAACCUGCGAAACUCUGGCGACGCCCUGUUCCCACGAGUGCCGAGAAUCGGAGAACGGGCCGAUAUGCGUCUGCCCGCGCGGUUAUCGCAUCCACGAGGACGAGGUGAGCUGCGUGGACACGGACGAGUGCGCCCUGAACCUGUGCUCUCACUCCUGCGUGAAUUUGGAGGGUAGCUUCGCGUGCACCUGCCCGGAAGGUUUGGAAACCUCGGAGCACGACAAGUUCAAUUGCACGGACGUGGACGAGUGCGCCAGGAACGUUCACGAUUGCGAGCACGAGUGCGUGAACGUUCACGGGAGUUACGCCUGCGGCUGCCCACCCGGAUUCGCGUUGAACCACGACAACAGGACUUGUUCCGACGUGGACGAGUGCACGGAGGAUACGCACAAGUGCGACCAGAUCUGCGUGAAUUCCGUUGGAAGUUACAACUGCUCUUGCCGGGAUGGUUACCAGCUCGAGAGAGACAGUAUUUUCAAUUGCGUGGAUGUAGACGAGUGCGAUGACCAGGAGCACGGUUGCUCCCACGAGUGUUUGAACGAGGAAGGGGGGUUCAAAUGCGGUUGCCCGUCGGGUUAUCUGUUGGGGAACGACUCGAAGAUCUGUCGAGAUGCGAACGAAUGCCUGGAAGGUACUCACCAAUGCUCCCACGAGUGCGUGAACGUUCAAGGAUCGUACGUGUGCGCCUGUCCAUCAGGUAUGAUCGUGUCGGAGGACAAAAGGCUCUGCGUCCCCCUCGACCCGUGCAACUUUGCCAAUUGUUCCCACACCUGUGAGAAGCAUCGGGACGCUUUCAAAUGCGGCUGCCCCGAGGGUCUCGUCCUCCAAGAGGACGAGAAAACCUGCCAGGAUCUCGACGAGUGCCUCGAGGACGAGCACGAUUGCUCCCACGACUGCGUCAACACGUUGGGAAGUUACGAGUGCGUCUGCCCCGACGGUUUGACGCUUCUGCAGGACGGCCUCACGUGCGAGGAUCCAUCCUGUCCCGAAGGAUUGCGCCAGGACGACGAAGGCAGGUGUCGGGACAUCGACGAGUGCCUGGAACGAAGUCACGAGUGUUCCCACAUCUGCAUCAACGAGCAUGGCGCCUAUCGUUGCUCCUGCCUCUCUGGAUGGAUCUUGUCCGACGACGGUGUCACCUGCGUCGUCUCAGACCCCUGCUCCAACUCGUCCUGCUCCCACAUCUGCCUGCCGUACGCCUCGAGUCGCGUGUGCGAUUGCCCAUCGGGAUACAAGUUGGCCGCCGACGGCGCGACCUGCGAGGACGUCGACGAGUGUCGAGACGAGUCGGCCAAUUGCAGUUUCUCGUGCAGGAACACGGAGGGAUCGUACACCUGCGAGUGCUCGCGAGGAUUCAGCCUCGGCGAGGAUGGCCGAAGUUGCGUCGACGUCGACGAAUGCGCGCAAGGAAAUCACGCUUGCUCCCACGCGUGCACGAACACCGUCGGCGGUUACAAUUGCACCUGCCCAACGGGAUGGAGGCUGAAAGAGGACUUGCGAAACUGCGGCCCUUCGACCGUCCACCGAAAUUGCUCGCACACGUACGAGCAAGACGGCGAGGAGAUCCGUUGCGGUUGUCCCGAGGGCUUCGAGCUCGAGGACGACGAGAGCACUUGCGGCGACGUCGACGAGUGCGCCGAGGAUCCCCAUCCUUGCUCUCACCGUUGCGUGAACACCAAAGGAUCCUACCAUUGCGAGUGCCCUCCCGGUCUACGACUGAGACAGGAUCGAGCAACCUGUCGGGACAUCGACGAGUGCGUCCAAGGGGGUUGCUCCCACGAUUGCGUCAACACCGAAGGCAGCUUCCACUGCACCUGUCCGCCAGGCUACGAGUUGAUCGAGGACGGGAAGACGUGCGGGGACGUGGACGAGUGCGCGAGAAAAGAUCUUCAUGGCUGCUCCCACCGGUGCGAAAAUUUGAACGGUGGAUACGUUUGUUCCUGUCCGGAGAACUUGAUUCUCGGGCAGGACAAUAGGACCUGCACAGUGGCUAGGUGCGAGCACGGGCACAAUUGCAGCCACACGUGCGUGACGAACGAGGGUGGCUACGAGUGCGAGUGUCCAGCAGGAUGGGAGUUGAGCUCGGACGGUCGGACGUGCGAGAAAAUUGAUUUUUGCGCGGGUGAACACGGCUGCUCCCACGAGUGUGUGACCGUGGUGGGUGGCGGGUUUCAGUGCCGGUGCCCGGCCGGCUACGUUCUGUCCAAGGAUGAUGAGAGGAACUGCUUGGACAGGGACGAGUGCGAGGAGGCGGGCAACGAGGUGAACAACGGCUGCUCCCAUUCCUGCGUCAACACGGAUGGAAGCUACGAGUGUGGGUGCCCGAACGGGUAUCGACUGGCCGACGAUCGAAGGACCUGCGAGGACGUGAACGAGUGCAUCGAGGACAACGGCGGAUGCUCCCAUCUGUGCGCCAACAUCGAGGGCGGCGUCGAGUGCGCUUGCCCGGAUAAUUACAAAUUGCUGGAGGAUGACGGGAAGACGUGCGUGGAGAUAGACGAAUGCCUGAUCGACAACGGCGGUUGCACCCACUUGUGCCAUUACGAGAACGGCACCGUCUCCUGUUUCUGCCCGCCAGGGAUGAUUCUGGACGAAGACAACGCCACUUGCACGGAGGAGAACAAGUGUUACGCGGAUAACGGAGGUUGCUCCCAUUAUUGCAGCUACGAGGACGGCCGAGUCUCUUGCUCCUGUCCAACGGAUCUCGUAUUGUCGGAGAACGGGACCGUUUGCGUGGAGCGAAAUAGAUGUUUGGCGGGGAACGGUGGUUGUUCCCACGACUGCCGCCACGAGGACGGAGAGACGUUCUGCCUGUGCCCGGACGACAUGAUCCUCGGGAACGACAAGCUUCUGUGCAUCUAUGCGAACAAAUGUUUCGUCAACAACGGAGGCUGUUCCGAUAUCUGCGCCUUUUUCAACGGGUCGGUCACCUGCGAGUGUCCGUCGGGGUUCAAAUUGUCGAGGGACGAUAACGCUACUUGCGUCGAUGUCGACGAGUGUUUCGAAUUGUUGGACAAUUGCACGCACCGGUGCACGAAUACGGAGGGCGGGUUCGAGUGCAGCUGCAACGAAGGAUUCAAAGCGAACCCCGUUGAACCCGCUUUCUGCGACGACGUGGACGAAUGCGAGGAUUCGAACGCCGGGUGCUCCCAUACCUGUGCGAACUUGGUAGGAUCGUUUCACUGUACCUGUCCCUCCGGAUACGUGUUGGAGAAUGACAAUAAAACUUGCAGGUUGAUCGACGGUUGCAAGCAGAACAACGGAAACUGUUCUCAUCAUUGUCAUCGCGAGGAAGGUAGCGAGGGGGUACACUGCUCCUGCCCUCUGGGAUUCAGAUUGAAACAGGAUCAGAGAACUUGCGAGGAUAUCGACGAGUGCGAGGAAUUCGAGAAUGACGUGGAUCUGGGCUGUUCGCACAUCUGCGUGAACACGGAGGGAGGAUACUAUUGCGAGUGCCCCUCCGGCUACAUCUUGUUGCCGGAGAACAAGAAGAAUUGUAUCGACAUGAACGAGUGUCUGAACGAUCGGCACAACUGCAGCCACGACUGCUUGAAUCUCUUGGGAAGCUACGUGUGCACCUGUUACGAAGGCCACUACCUCCAUUCCGAUAAAUCCACUUGUCUAGACAUAGACGAGUGUUUGGAGAGAAAUGGCGGCUGCUCUCAUCAAUGCACCAACACGAUAGGCGGCCAUUUUUGCUCCUGCCCAACCGGGUACGAGCUCUCGCGGGACGAGAAAACUUGUAUCGACGUCGACGAGUGUAAAACGGAACUGGCCGAUUGUCUCCACGAAUGCGUAAACACAUUGGGCUCGUGGAGAUGCAUCUGCCCGGACGGCCACGCGCUCGCCAACGAUUCCAAAACUUGCGUGGACAUAGACGAGUGCGAGGUGAACAAUGGCGGCUGCUCCCACGCGUGUUUCAACAUCGUAGGUGGCGUUAGGUGUAAUUGCCCUAUAGGAUUGCGCCUGGACGAGAAUGGUAGAACGUGCAACGACGUGGACGAGUGUUCAACGGAUAAUGGCGGUUGCUCGGACGUCUGUGUCAAUUUGGAAGGUAGUUUCUCCUGCCAGUGUGGGAACGGUCUCCACCUGCACACCGACGCCAAGACCUGCCUGGACGUUAACGAGUGCGAGAUGGAGAACGGAGGAUGCUCCGACAAUUGUAUCAACGAGCGUGGCGGUUAUCGUUGCGAGUGCCCUGCCGGUUUCCAACUUAAGGACGACAAAAGGACCUGCUCCGAUGUGAACGAGUGCGACGACGACAACGGCGGCUGCUCUCACGAAUGCGUGAACGAACUUGGCACUUAUCGAUGCGGUUGCCCGCUCGGUCACGAGUUGAGGAACAAAUCGUGCCACCCUGUAGAUCCUUGCGCCAACAACAACGGCGGCUGCGAGCAGAUUUGCGCCGCGACGAAUGGCACGGUUGUGUGCGCCUGCAAAGAAGGCUUCCGACUCGACGAGAACGAUCCCCCGAGGUGCAGAGAUAUCGACGAGUGCGCUGGCCAACAUGGCUGCGAUCAGUUGUGCGUGAACACUGUUGGAUCGUUCGAGUGCUCGUGUAAGGAGGGAUUCGAGAUGCGGAAUUCCACAUGCGUUGAUAUCGACGAAUGCGCCACAAUGGAUUGCAAAGGGUACGAGUGCAUCAAUUCUUAUGGCAGCUAUCGUUGCGAAUGUGACAUUGGCCAUCGAUUGGAGGGCGAUCAUUGCAUAGAUAUAAAUGAAUGCGCGUGGAACAACGGCGGAUGUGAGCAAGACUGCAUUAAUACAAUCGGUUCCUAUGUAUGCGCUUGUCGACCUGGCUAUAUACCAAGACGAAGAAAUAGAAACCAGUGCCAAGAUAUAAACGAGUGCUUGAACCAUAACGGGGGUUGCAACGGUGGAUGCGUUAACACAGCCGGAAGUUACUACUGUACGUGCAAUGGCGACCUGGUGUUGGCUUCCGACGAGAGAACUUGCAUUUCAGCGGAAUCGAGAUGCCGUGCUAUGGAGCCACCCCUACAUGCAGAAAUCAGAUGUCCAGGUCAUUCUUCCGGUGCAGUGGAUUAUCCUGUUGGAGCCAGAUGUCAUAUACAAUGUCGAAGAGGUUUCAGGCUGGAGGGGCCGCACACGAGAUACUGCAUGGCCGGGGAUCAAUGGAAUGGGAAGGAACCGACUUGCAUUCAAGCAUCGAUCGUGACCGAUUCCCGUUACCAUUCAGACAUGCCACGACCGUUCGUCAGGUGUCCCCGAGACAUGGACGUGGAACUACCCGCAAGGCAGAACACGAUACGCGUCUCCUUCCCUCAGCCCAAGUCCAACAUGAACUGGUGGAGGUACGUGGACGCUUCGCCAUCAUGGGCCAAGCAAUUGCAAGCGGAUUUACCAGCAGGUACGACGGUCGUCACUUUCACAGCAUGGUCGCCUGUUUCGAAUUAUACCAGCACGUGCAGAAUAGUGAUCCGUGUUCGAGAUACCGAGAAUCCAAAAGUUUCGACUUGCCCGACAUCCUUUGAAGUGCGGCUAAGCCCUGGCGAGCGGAAUCGCUUAAUAUUCUGGCAGGAGCCAACGUUCACCGACAAUGUCGGCGUCGAACGGGUCUACAAAACGAGGGAACCCGGACAACUGAUGUACCCCGGCAUUCACAACGUGCGCUACAUCGCUUCCGACGCAGCCGGAAAUCGAGCCGAAUGCCAUUUCUCGAUACACGUACGAGAAUCCGAGCAUCGUCGAGAUUCCGAGCCGCGAUACUACAGAAGAAGGAUGUUGAUGUGUCCCGGAAGAUCACCCCAGCCGAUACCGUCCAACGCUUACGGGUGGCAGAUACCGAGCGGAUGUUACCUCAGAUACACGAGGAUCUUCUCCGGGGCGUAUGCUGUUCAGAACUAUCGAGGGCAGAACGGUUAUCAGGAGGCGAGGGCGGCUUAUCAUCAAGUUCAUCCUGUUCACGGGGGCCAAGGUCAAACUCAACUACACUCCACAUCCUAUCCUCUUGGAGGCUAUCAGCACUCGAGACAGUAUCAGCUCCAACAACUGCGCGAGCAACAGCAGCGACGUUCCUCGAGGACUGAGCAAUCUUCAUCGAUGGCUCAUUACGGUAGAGGCCGUGUCGAGACGAGAAUAUUGCCGCGGCGUAAAUGCUGCGUGUAAAAGAAUCGGCCACCGAUUGUUCUUCCACCCAACGAGGGCCGCAAUAAAGCCGAAAGUAAUUUAACUAUUGAAGAGAGAGCGGUCUGCGGCUCGCGCAUAAAUUAUGUCAAGAGUUCCUCUCGUCGAAAGAAGUGAGGAUAAAGAGGAAAUGAGAAGGUAGAGAGAGGGAGCGUUACAAAGUUCGUUCCUCGCUUUUAAUUAAGUCUAAUUAAAAUCGGAUCGAUUUCGAUGCGAUCUCUAUCAUCAUUUCCUUCUUUCACCUCGAGACGAUUCUCGAGUGAUCGAUAAUCUUUGAUUCGAUGUAUUUUUUUUUUUUUUGUUAAACUUUUAACCCUUUGCGCAGUUCAACCAGUCGUUCGCGCGAAUUUCAAAUUCGGAGAUUUGCGUUUCGAAUUUAAGGGGAUCGAAGCGUUCGAUUGAUUGGUGAUAGAAGAUGGUUUAUGUCUUUUUAUUUUUUUAUUUUUUCUAUUAGUAAUUGGAUUACUUAAAAAAUUGUGGAAUCCAAAAGAAUCAACUUAUUUCAAUUUCCAUUCGAAUUUUAUAGAACAGAUAUCUACUACAAGCUACUUGUAAUUAACUUUACGGACUAAUGCUCUUAACUUACUUUUCUGACAAUCGUAAAAGUUAAUUAACUUUAUAUUAUUUUUAUUCUUGUAUUUUAACUUUGAAACGGUUAAAAUCAAUUACACUUCUCCAACUGCUUUUAAGCAAAAUUUCUGUUCUGUUCUGUUUUUAAUCGUGACGUAUUUCAUUCUGUUGCAACUCUUAAAUUGUACACAAUUCCCAAAUUUAAUUCUCUGAUAUUUUUAAUUUCAUUAAAUAACGAAUAUUCGUAUCGUCUUUCGUCACCAAUAAAUUAUAAACUUUUUUCUUUAUUCUUUUUUUACGAAUUCUUAAUAAUAUAACAAUUAUUGACAUCACAAGUUCAAAGAUUCAUCUAC